AUGCUGUCAGUGUGUUGUAGUUCCUGAAACAAUCUGGUUGCCGUGGAAACGAGGAGGAGCUUGAACUUUCACCUCUGACUGCAGCAAGCAGGACGGGACGGCAAUCAUCAUGGAGAACUAGGAAGGGAAGUCAGGGACUGGUGAAGAUCAUGGUGCUCUUUUUGUUUCUCUCCUCUCUGAAAUGGUUUAUAUUAAAAACAUAUUCUACAAUAACGCAGUGACUGCGUAGAAAUGCAUUCAAAUUAAAUGAUGAUAUUUUGGAAAUCGUGAAAACUAGCCAGCAAUAUCGGUAAUGGUUAUAGUAUUAUGAACAUUAGAUAGCAACACAGUGUUGUUGUUAAUAAUGUAUGUUGUUGUCAUUUGAACGAUAGUGAUGUUGUUCGAGUUGGGCCAGAGGGUUUGGUAUGUACAUUGCCAAUGAAUGGCAUCACUAAUAACUGCGGGAAAUAUUUUGGGAAGUCAGCUUUUUUGUAUUCAGUCAGAUAUAGCUAAUGUAUGACCAUUUGAGAAAGCAAUACGCAUCAUAUACAAGGAUAGAGACACUAGAAAAUCCAGUUCUGCGAUAUUUUACUAAACUGUAUAAUUAUAAAUAAAAAAGUGGUCGGUGUUACUGAACGCUAAGAAUGGUCAAGUGCAUUUAGUAUAAUGUACUAAGCAUGCUGCGAAAGGAAUAGGAUAGAAGAACAUUUAAGUGUAUGUGCAUAUUUGCAAAUCCAAUUGUUUUGAUGCGUAGGUUUGAUUUAAAACAGCAUAUUAACUCCUAAUUAACAAUUUGAAAGAAUUAAAAAAAAAAACAAAAAAAAAAAACACACAGCUGACAAUGUCACUCGCAGAACAGGCUCAAAAGUGGUUCCCAACCCACGUCCAGGCCACCGUUCUUCAAGCCAAAGACCUCCACCCGAAAGGCAAGAACGGCACCAAUGACACUUACACCAUCAUUCAGUUAGGCAAAGAAAAAUACUCUACCUCCGUAGCCGAGAAGACCCUGAGUCCGGUGUGGAAAGAGGAAGCUUCCUUUGAACUUCCCGGUCUACUUCUGGAGGGCAAUCCGGAAAAAUACACUCUCAACUUGAUCGUGAUGCACAGGUCAUUGGUGGGACUGGACAAGUUUCUGGGGCAAGUGUCUAUCAGCCUCAAUGAAAUCUUUGACAACAAGGAACGAAGAAAAAUUGACUGGUUCAAACUUGAGUCCAAGCCUGGGAAGAAGGGAAAGGACCGAGGGCAAAUCCAAGUCAACAUCCAGUUCAUGAGGAACAACAUGACGGCCAGUAUGUUUGACCUCUCCAUGAAAGACAAGCCACGCUCACCGUUCUCCAAACUCAAAGACAAAAUGAAGAGAGGGAAGGGGGAGGGGACCUUCUCCGACACCUCUUCUGCCAUCCUCCCCAGGACGAGCACCCCCCGCUCUUCUGACCCUGAUAUCUCCGCGAUGAACCAGCACGAGAAACCCAAACCAAAAAGAACGUUCCUGCUGGGGCCCCAGCGUCUGUCUGCUGCCCACUCCAUGUCUGAUUUGAUCGGAUCCCAUUUCACUGGAGACAAAGUUAAGGCUAGCACAAUCGGGCACGCGCCGCUCUUUCGCCCCAAGCUAGACUCCAUGAAUUCCAUCGACGAGAGUGGAAACGUGAUCUCUCCCCAUAGACGAUCACAGAGCGUCGACACUGCCAACCCAGAGCAGCCUGGCAAUGCUUCCACUGAGGGUGAAGGCGGCUAUGAAGGACACAGUGAUCUCUUCGCCAACAUCAGCGAUUCUUUGCCCCAAAAGUCAGCCACUCUGCCCCGGAACAAAAACCCCUUUGAGUCGAGCAGUGGUGUCUCGUGGGAGGGCAGGACCAACAUCAGAUCUGAGAAGAAGAAGGAGAAAGUGGGCCUUUUGGAGAGAGUCAAGGGGAAGAAAGACGGCAAGAAGUUGGAUAAGAUCGGCAACGGGAAAUCGGGUAGUUCCGGUGAUUUGAGGUCUCCCAACCCUUUCAGUGACAGUCUACAAGGGGAUGCAGGAACAAACCCCUUCUCCACAAACUAUAAGUCAAAGACCAGCUCCAACUUAAUGAAGCCUUCAAGCAUUGAAGACAUCAAGAAAUCUUUAACGCCAAACUGCAAUGCCUACCCCAGGGACGAAGCAAAGGAAGGAAACCCUUUCAAUUCAGUGGCAUCUUAUCGCAAUCUUUCGUUCGAAGAGGUCGUUCAGGAGUUGGUCAAACAGAAGGAAUUGGUGAAAAAGAAGGACGCCCACAUUCGCGAGCUGGAGGACUACAUCGACGGCCUUCUUGUUAAGGUCAUGGAGGAGACUCCCAGCAUCCUCAGAGUGCCGUAUGAGCUAGCCAAGAAAGCAGGGAAAUUUUCAAAACAGUAAAACAAAUAAAAAUAUUUCAUUUCUAUCACAGUGAUAAACACCAGUGGACCUGUUUAACUUUCAGUACUGCAGGUGUAUGAAACUGAAAACUGCAGACUGUGCACAGUACAUGUCACUGUAGUCUGGUUUCACAGAUGCUGAUUAGUAUUAAUAUGGGAGCUUAAUAAAUAUACAGCUGUGGCCAAAACUUUUAACAUCAUGUAAUCAAAGAAACUACAAAAUGAUAUCGCAAAAGUCUACCGGAAGCCAUAAUAGUAGUACAGUAUUUCAUGCUAAAUUAAAAAAUGUCACAUUAAAAUAUAAUAAUAAUAAUUUAAAAAUCAGUUUUCAUAUGGAAAACUACAAAGCGGGAUGUAAUUAAAUAUGUUAACGUAACAUUCAGUAAGUUUCAUUCGACUUCAUGAAGCAAAAUAAUUAAUUCUAUAGGGCGAUGCAAAACCUUUGGCCAUAGCUGUACAAUUAAUGUACAAACCUUAAUAAAUCUGGUCCAUUAUGAAGGGGUGUUUUUUCUAUUUUUCAUUUAUAUAUAUAUAUAUAUAUAUAUUGCUAACAUUUAAAUGCAAAACCUUUCUUUUGCUGAUUUAUCAUUUUAGUUUUAGUUUAAAAUAAAACUGUUUGUGGUGGAUAUGUACAAGUAUGUAAUGGUUCUUUAGAAAAUACCAGAUGCUGAUUUUUGCUAAGGAUUUUUCCAGCCUUAAAGGGUACAUAAGAACCUUUUUAUUUUAUUGUGUUACAUGUUCCCGUAUGUUGCUACAACUGUUUACGUAAGGUGUGUGUUUUAUUUCUUUAUUAAACUUUUAAAUUGCAUUCCCUGCCUCAAGAUGGCUUCCCAUGUACACACAUGGACCUCUCAGAACUACAUUUCCCGUCAUCCUCCUGCUCACAUAUGUAACUGAGAUGGAUUCACAAGUGAGCAGGAGGAUGAUGGGGAAUGUAGUUCUGAGAGGUCCAUGCAGGUACAUGGGAAGUCAUCUUAAGGCAGGGAAUGCAAUUUAAAAGUUUAAUAAACUGGUCAAAAUGUAAAAAAUAAAUAAAAAAAAAAUUAAACAAUACACACACCUUACGUAAACAGUUGUAGCAACACAUGGGAACAUGUAACACAAUAAAAUAAAAAGCCCUUUAACUUAAAGGUAGAAUGAAUAGGGACUGCAAAAUAUAAUAAUUCUUUCACUUACCUGUCAUUCAUGUUAUUUGGUUUCCAGUUUUGUUUCUGUUUAUCAUCCUUGAAACUUAUUUUUAAAAAGUUUGAUCUCGGCAUGGUUCAUAGCAAUAUUUUCUAUACUAAAGACCAUUAUAAUAUGCUUGUAGUUCGUUUUCAGUAUCAUUAGUGUGAGACUGAAAGACUCAUUGCCUCUUGUUAGCAGCAGCGAUGAACUCCGCUAGCCCAUUGAAAGGCAGUUGUCAACGGAAGCUCACACAAGCGUAGAAUAUGAGACUAAUAAUCAAAUUAGUAUUACUCGCUUACUUUAGUCUCACAUUAGCUUUUUUUUUUGGGGGGGGGGACUAUCUAAAAGCAUCUUACAAUGGUCUUUGGUAAAGAACAUAGUGUUAGGAAGCUUGUUGAGCUCCAACUUUUUACAGUUUCAAGGAGGUGAUAGAAAAACAAAACACAGUAAGACAUUGAGAAAACAAAUACGAUGAUGUAGGUGAGAACAUUAUUUCAUUUGGUACACCCUGUUUAUUCCGUCAAUUCUUGAGGGAGCCAUUUUCAAAGAUUUUUCUUCCAAAGUAUAAAUGACGUUUUACACAUUGGAAAUGUCACCUGCAAUCAGAAAUGUAAAACGGAAUAAUCGUAUAAGUCUAGCAGGCAUAGGUUCAUCUCUGCCAGUGACUUUUUCAAUUCAACUUUUGUUUUAGAUCUUUUGAAUCUGCAGCACUUGAUGGGGUCUGUUUUAAUUCUCUUUACAUAGGAAGAUCUUCAUACUAAAAAUACAAUGAAAUAGAGUUAGCGUAUUUAGAUCUCCCACUGUUCAGAUCAUUAAAAUAGACGUCAGGGGUACUGCAUGAGGUAAAAAAGCACCUUUUCUAGCACAUGUGUCAACAGUAACUGGACAGCAACAGGAAACCAAUUCAAAAUCAGUGUUUGCCCUUUAUAUCGUUAUAGAAUUUAAAUGUAUAUUGUAUAUAUCAGAACCGUAGCAUGUCCAUGCCUACCAACACACAUUUUAAAACAAAAGUGCAACCAUGGCAACACACACUCAAGGAACUAAAUGUAGAAUGUAUUAUUUUACAAAAAAAGAUGCAACUUUUUUUUAUGAACAUCCUUCAUGGUUCUCAAUAAGCUUCAACAUCAGGUGCAAAUUCCAAUUAGAAUGAAUAACAUUGUAUUAAUAUUUGAAUACAUAUUUUUAAUUAAGCUGCCAGAACUGUCAAUGUGGGUUAGACCUACAACAUUGACCUUUAUCAUAGUUUGUCAAACCUCUUGAAACUGAUUUGUGAAACAGCCAGAUGUCAGCCUUUGUUAUGUUACCCAUGUCCAGGAUGCGCAUGCCAAACGAAAGACAACCCAUUUGCGCAAAAGUAUAUGUCAGAUAUUGCAGGUGAUUCUUCAUGCGUCUCCUGCAGAGUUAACAUAGUGCGCUGGUGGAGAUUUACAAACGCUGCAGUCUUCGACCUAAAAAAGUGUUUUUAAUGCGUUUCUGUUUAAAACACUACCUUUCAUGACCUUGAUACUUCCAGUGUUAUUUUUGACCUCACAGGCUGCAAGACUUGUGUACUUCAUAGCAACUGUUUUGUUUUGCAGGCUGCUUGAUGCAUAUGGAAAGGCUCCUAAUAUACCACAGAACCACAUUAAAAAAUGCUGACAUACAUAGCAAGCAGUAACAUGGGAUUGUUAAUUCCAAUGGUGGGGGUCUUGGUAAUUAGGAUUGUGAAAUGCUUGUAAGCUUCACAAAGUGAUGUGUUAAAGCUUCCUGGCUGUUCAGAAAGUACUGUACAGUUUUUUCUUUUUUUUAAUGUUUUUUUUCUUUGUUUUUUGUUUCCUGCAACUGACAAUUCCAAAUAGGUCGUAACUACAUGGCAACUACCUUAAAACCAUUUAAAAACUUUAAUUAUAUUGCAGUUUACCAUAUCAGCAGGGUUUGUUUUCUGUUUAUUUCUUUGAUAUGCACUUUUACAUUGUUCUUAAGAAUUGCUUUAAAAGAACAUUAUUAUAGUCUUCCAACACUUAAACCAGAUUUGGUCUGAGCAAACUAUUAAAACUACCUGUGUUUGUGCAUCUUAAAACACUAAGCUCUACCAUUUAUUUAUAUAUGGCUUAAUUAUCAUAGCAUAAUUUAUAUAGAAAUUCUGAACACUGGAUAUAUACCACACUGCUAAAAAAAAUUAAAAAAAUUAAAUCAUAAGUUUCACAAAAAAAUACUGUCAUUAGUUUAUCCCGCGUAUGUAGCUAGCACUAAAUCACCAUAGUCAAUAGCAAAUAGUUAUAGGAAGUGUUUAAAACACUUGUGUUGUGAUACAUUAAACAAAACAAAAAAAGUUUUAAAAUUCCAGAAUUAAACUAGAAAAAAAAGAAUGCCUUCUGUUAUUUACCAUACCAAAAACAAGUGUCAAAGAAAGCUUAUUAACUUUGAAUGAAACUUAGAAUUGAAGUCACAAUUAAAAACACAAUCUAGAAGAAUGUGUACUGUAAGGAUGCAGGGGACUGUAAAAUAUUAAAUAAUAUCAAGUAAUAUACAAUCGUAGCAGACUUAAAACAAAGUGCCAAAUAUGUGUCUCAGUAGCAUCAGUUUAAGUCAAUAUUUGCUUAGCUAUGUAAUUAUUGCCAAAUGCUUGCAACUUAUCUUUGGGUAUGUACGUCUUAAAGAGUGAACACAGACAAUUAUAUUACUGAAUACCUAAUACAGAACCAUGCUACAUUUAUAUACACAUCUUUAUUCAUUCUAAUUUUAUUGAAAUCAGUAAUAAUACAGUUUUAAAAUUGUACAAGACACUGAUAUGAACUGUUUCCUAUAUACUGCACUAAAUACCAGUUGUGGUGUUAAGGAAUAAUAUAGACAGUAAAUAUAUACAAGAAUGUUUAAGUAACACCUACCUUUCAUGUGGUGAAAAAAAUCUAACGCUGGUGGUAUUCUGCAAGACAUAGCACACUGCUUUCCAAAAGUACUUGAGCAAAUGUCUGUUUUCAUUUCCACAUGAAUGUCUAGAGCAAUUAUUAAACCACUGACUGUGACUACUUUAAAAUUAGCUGAUGCUUUUUAUUAAACUGUGUGUUGCCAUCAAGGAGUUUACCAAUGUGACUUGGAGAAUAUUCCUUAUUAAAUUGUGCGGUCACCUGCAGUCACUGAACCAAGGAGUGAGCUGCUCUAAAUACUGAAAGGCUGAAAUAGUUUGCACUUUGGAAUGGACUACUAGACUUAGUUACCUAGUAAGGCUAAUGUUAAUGUAAAAAAUAAAUAAAUAAAUAAAAUUAGACUGUAGAUGUACUAAAAUUACACUGCAUGUCCCCAGACGUUUCUGACAACAAUUUCCUAUUUGUGUUUAUGUAUAUUUUGCAUUACGAGAUCAAAAUGUGUCGGUGGUUUUAGAAAAUGUUGUCUCAUAUUAAUCUGGGAGGGUUGACAAUCCUUUUACAGAAACUGCUUUUACUUGUUUAGUGGAAUGAUUGUAUUUUUUAAACAUAUUUGUUUGAACUAAAGUUGCAGUGUCCCUUAUGUUUUAUUUUAUUUUAUUUAUCACCUUUUAAGCCCAAGUUGAAAAUAUCAGCUCCACAGCUGCUUCCUGUAAAACACAAUGUUUGUUUGUUUGUUUGUUUUGUUUAAUUCCAUUAGUUAUUAGAAAGCUUAACAAUGUCAUACACAACCCCCGACUUCUGCAAGAAUGACCAGGAAAGGAAAACCCAGAUGAAACUCGGUGUGUUACAGAAUGCCUAUUUGGCUCACAGAGUGACAUAGGCCUGAAUUAAACAAAAAGUAUAGUCUGUUAGCCACACUUUAUAGUCAUGGCAGCACUAUUAUUCUGAUUUAUCCCAGGCCUCAGUCGCAAGCAAAUGUCAUGGGUAAAGGAAGCUGGUGAUCCUCUACUGUAGCAAAAACAAACUGGGUCAUGUUGACAAGAGGAUAUAUUUAAAUUGAGUGUGGGACACUGAUUCAAUGAUGUAUUCGUAGUAGUAUUGAAUAAUUAAAUAGGGUUUGGUACUGAUUAAAAGCUUUUCUCCCUGUUUUUAUAUGUUUUCUUAUAUUUUUGAAAAAAUAAGGAGAGUAUUAAAUCCAUCUAGGUCUUUCUUUCAUGGAUGUUUUUUUGUAAUUAAUUUUUUUAGCCAGCUGUGCCAGAAUUGUAGUAGUCUUUCUGAUGCACCACUGGUUAGAUGUUUCUCAUAGUCUCCAACACUGAAGAGGCUUCAUGAUUCAUGUAAAGGAUGUAUUCCUAGUAAAGCUGUUUCUUGAAAACUGUUCUGCCCAGCUUAGUCCAAAAAUUAUUUUAAAACAUUAAUGUAAUUAGUGCCUGAUCAAUAAAGCACUUGAUUACUGUAAUGUACAUAGGCAAACUAUUUGUCAGUGUAGCAGUCUAAAAGGGUCUUUUCCUUUUGGAUGCUGGAAAGGGAACACAAAAUGUAAUAAACAGGACACUAUUUAACUGCUGCACCCUGACACUACUGGCAGGCAGUUAUGUAUAUUGUGAAAUCAAUUGAUCAGUCACUGAUUCGAAUUGAGGGAAUAUUUCUGCAUGGCACAAAAAUGAUGCUAUUGGAUUUAUGCUGGGCAGAAUGGAUUUCAGGUACAGUAUAAUUUAUUAAUAGUGUUUAUUAGGAAUGAAUCCUUUAAUGUCAGGUCACAUUUGUCAUGUAUAACUAUUAAACACUCAGUAGUGCUGAAUUUAAACAUUGUAAAACAGCCGUUGUUCAGUGUCUUCAAAGCGUUUGGCUUUGAAAGGAGGGUACUGUACUUGAUUCCAGGGUUUAUUUUUUUCCUAUACCUACCUAAAUAAAAUUCCAAUUUUAAGUUUAUAUAGUUUGAUGUGGGUUUUUAGGUUUCAGUAUAGGGCAAAAGACUGGUACAUAUUAUUACCUUGAAAAUGUUACUUUAUAAGUGUCUGAACUGUGGAUUGCAGCAGAGUCUGUGUCUUCUUCUGUUUUGCACAUUAUUACAGUAUAUGUUCUGCAUAAUGCAGUGCAUUUUAUAGUACACUGCGAUAGUCUGUUACAUAGGUAUUUAAGCAUUUCACAUAACUUGCUGGAAAGGUACUUUGGGAGUAUGCAACUAUUUGCAAUAGUAUAGGUUGUGAAAAGACAAUUAAUGGAAUAUAUGGUUUGAGAGGAAACUACUGUAUUAUUUUAAACAUGAGAUUGUUCAAUACAGUGAAAUGGCUUAGCAUGUAGCAUGUACUGAGUAUAUGAAGGAGACCCACUGAGGUACUGAAAUGUAACCAAUUAUGUAUUUAAAUAUGAAUUGAAUGGGUGAUAGAUAUGAAAUUAAAUAAGGACAUUUGAUCAUAUCAUGAUUUAUGCAGUAAAGAUGAUUAUACACAAAAAAAAAACUGUAUUGUUCUUUAAAAUAAACACUGUUCUUCUUCAAACACAAA
Molecule: messenger RNA, 8872 nt
Organism: Acipenser ruthenus (sterlet)
Lineage: Eukaryota; Metazoa; Chordata; Actinopteri; Acipenseriformes; Acipenseridae
Product: rab11 family-interacting protein 2-like
Exons: 5
Coding region: 821-2353 (510 amino acids)
Biological process (GO): regulated exocytosis
Cellular component (GO): phagocytic cup; endosome
Molecular function (GO): small GTPase binding
Source: RefSeq, a predicted model, not a curated record